AUGGCGUCGCCAGCAGCGCCCUACGCCGUAAUGCCCGAGAUGUCGCCGCCGAUCCUCGAGCGAUCGAUGCUCGAGAGCGGCUACACGCGCGAGAGCGGGCGGACCGUGCCCAAUGGCACGUCAGACUAUUCGAGCGACAGUCUCCACCGCCGCUGCAUUGCGGCCAAGUACGAGGAGUUCAUGAACCCGUGCGUGCUGAGCUGGACCGACCUGAGCUACGCGGUGCCCGGCAAGAAGACGGCCAAGAACCCGUACGGCAAGAAGACCAUCCUCCACAAGGUGAGCGGCCGCAGCGCUCCGGGCGAGCUCACGGCCAUCAUGGGCCCGUCCGGCUCGGGCAAGACCACGCUCGUGGACUUGCUGGCCGACCGCCUUAGCACCGGCCAAAUGACGGGCACCAUCGAGUUGAACGGCUCCGAGCGCGUAACCAAGACGUUCCGGGCCGUGACCAGCUACGUGGCCCAAGAAGACACGCUGCUCGGGUCGUUCACAGUAGUGGAGACCAUGAACAUGGCGGCCCGCCUCAGUCUGCCCAACAGCGUGGUGAUGACGGACAUCCACUCGCGAGUGGAGAGCGUCAUGGACGCCAUGGGUCUCGGCGCGUGCAGGAACACACUGGUGGGCGAUAUCUUCCGCAAGGGCCUGUCAGGUGGCCAGAAGCGGCGGCUUAGCAUUGCCAUAGAGCUGCUGUCCAACCCGAGCAUCCUCAUCCUCGACGAACCUACCAGUGGCCUGGACUCGAGCUCGGCCCACAAUGUCAUGAAGUACAUUCUCAAGCUCUGCGGCGAAGGCAAGAACGUAGUGUGCACGAUCCACCAGCCGUCCUCGCUGGUCUACGACAUGUUCACGAACGUGGUCCUGUUGUCUGGAGGCGAGACCGUGUACUACGGGUCUCGCACCUACAUGAUCCCGCACUUCUCGGGCGUCGGCUUCAACUGCCCCAAGUACAUGAACCCGGCCGAGUACUUUGUCAACCUCGUGAACACGGACUUCGAAGACCACGUCGACAUCACCAAACUCGUCCACGCCUACAAGCAGAGCACGGUCAAGAAGCUGCUCCUGGACCAACUAGCAGCGGACCGAACAACGCUGCAACAUUUACCAGACAUCGAGCUCCAACCUUCGUCCGCGAUGCGGCAGUUCAGCGUGCUCAUGUACCGCAACUUGGUGAACAACAUCCGCAACCCGGGCAUCUACUGGAUCAGACUCUUCAUGUACUUCUGCCUCAGCUUCAUGGUCGGCACCAUGUACCUGAGCAGCAACGAUGAUCUCACCGAGGAAGACCUGAUCCCCAUGCUGUUCUACGUGCAGGCGUUCCUGGUGUUCAUGUCGGUGGCCGUGCUGCCCUUCUUCAUCGAGCAGCGCGCCGUGUUCGCCCGUGAGCGCGCCAACAGCUCGCUGAGCGUCGUGAGCUACGUGUGCGCCAACUUUUUGGCCACACUGCCGGGCAUCUUCCUCAUCGUGGUCAUGUCGACGGCGCUGGUGGUGCUGCUGGCGGGGCUCAACGCGUUCGAGUACUUCUUGCUCAACCUGUUCCUGUCGCUCGUGGUGGCCGAGUCCAUGAUGCACGUGAUCGGCGCCGCGGUGCCGCACUACAUCAUCGGCAUCGCGCUGGGCGCGGGCGUGUUCGGCAUGUUCAUGCUGUGCGAGGGCUUCAUGGUGCCGCGCGACUCGAUCCCGGACUACUGGAUCUGGGGCUACUACCUGGCGUUCCACUCGUACUCGUUCGAGUCGUUCGUGUUCAAGCAGUUCGAGAACGAGACGUCCGAUGAGGCGAGGGCCAUUCUCAAGAAGUACGGCAUGGAGGACGUGGACGUCCCGAAGGACAUGCUCUACCUCGUGGGCUACAUUGCCGUCUUCCAGCUCAUCUUUAUGUUCAUCCUGUGGAAGUUCCACACUGGUCGUCGCUGA
Molecule: messenger RNA, 1911 nt
Organism: Phytophthora sojae
Lineage: Eukaryota; Oomycota; Peronosporomycetes; Peronosporales; Peronosporaceae
Product: ABCG transporter ABC superfamily
Exons: 1
Coding region: 1-1911 (636 amino acids)
Cellular component (GO): membrane
Molecular function (GO): ATP hydrolysis activity; ATP binding; ABC-type transporter activity
Source: RefSeq, a predicted model, not a curated record